UUUUUGUACAUCCGGGUAUGUUCGAACCUUUCACGAGCAACGAAGAAUGGAGAGAGAGCCGCUAAAGACACUCCGCUGUUAGCGUGAAACACAUCAGCCAACACAACAAGUAACACCGAGUAAAACCUGCACGUUAAGCUCCGGGGCAGUCGUGACAAACCAAAGCCGUGUCCUGGUCGUCUGGAUUGUGUCACAGCGAAGGUCUUCCACCUUCUCCUUCCCGGGACAGAUGUUGAGGCCAGAGAUCAGCCUGUCCAACAACUGUUAGAGGCGACCGGGUGAGGACGGGGAGGAGUGCCGGUUUUACUCCGCCGGCUUUUGUCUCAUGAGAGUGACCGUGCCAUCCAGGCACUGCCAGUAACCAGGGCUGUGGCUGUGGUGGGCCCGGCCCAGGAGGCCUUUUUGUACAUCACUCCAGGCUCCCGCUGACCUGUGCUGCUCACACCAUGGAUCAACCGAGAGAUAAAUAUGGCGAGCGGCCCGCCAGGACCACUAAAGUUUCCCAGGGAAGCCGCAGCGGACACUCGUCCCGACCAUCUGGCUCCUCCAGCUCCUCCGGGGUUCUCAUGGUGGGGCCAAACUUUCGUGUGGGCAAGAAGAUCGGCUGUGGAAACUUUGGUGAAUUGAAGCUCGGUAAAAAUCUCUACACCAACGAGUAUGUAGCUAUUAAACUGGAACCAGUGAAGUCGAGGGCACCACAGCUGCAUUUAGAGUACCGGUUCUACAAAACACUGGGAACCACAGCUGAAGGCGUGCCCCAAGUGUUUUACUUUGGGCCAUGUGGGAAAUACAAUGCUAUGGUUCUGGAGCUGCUAGGCCCGAGUCUAGAGGACCUCUUUGACCUUUGUGACAGGACCUUUUCACUGAAGACCGUCUUAAUGAUAGCGAUUCAGCUGAUUUCUCGAAUGGAGUAUGUGCACUCUAAAAACCUCAUCUAUAGAGACGUGAAACCUGAAAACUUUCUCAUCGGACGGCAAGGGAAUAAAAAGGAACACAUCAUCCACAUCAUUGACUUUGGUUUGGCCAAAGAGUACAUCGACCCCGAGACCAAAAAACACAUUCCAUACAGGGAGCAUAAGAGCUUGACUGGCACUGCCCGAUAUAUGUCCAUCAAUACACAUCUAGGCAAAGAGCAAAGCCGGCGAGAUGACCUGGAGGCCUUAGGCCACAUGUUCAUGUAUUUCCUUCGUGGGAGUCUACCAUGGCAAGGUCUAAAGGCCGACACGUUGAAAGAACGAUACCAGAAGAUUGGAGACACAAAACGAAACACUCCCAUCGAGGUCCUUUGUGAGAACUUCCCAGAGGAGAUGGCCACCUACCUGCGAUAUGUGAGACGGUUGGACUUCUUUGAAAAGCCAGACUAUGAAUAUCUGCGGACUCUGUUCACUGAACUGUUUGAGCGAAAAGGAUACACCUUCGACUACACUUACGACUGGGUUGGCAGGCAGAUACCCACACCAGUGGGGUCUGUCCAUAUAGACUCUGGAGCGUUAGCUGUGCCGAGAGAGAGCCAUCCUCACAGAGACCGGCCCUCACAGCACCCACCAAUCAGAAAUCAGACAGCGGUCUCAGAUCGACGAGGAGCAUGGGAGGUACAGCCCACACGCCAAGCAAACUCCUCCUAUCUGACCUCCCACCUGGCAGCGGACAGGCACGGGGGCUCAGUGCAGGUGGUCAGCUCGACCAACGGGGAGCUGAAUGCAGACGAUCCACUGGCUGUUCAUUCCAACGCUCCCAUUACAGCUCAGGCAGAGGUGGAAGUGGUCGACGAGGCCAACUGCGUGAAAAUGCUCAACCUGUGGUGCUGCUGUUUCUUCAAGCGAAAACGGAAGAAGAACACGCCGAGGCACAAAUGAUCCUCCGCCACCGGCCCCAAACGCGUCCGGCUCAGUUGAUUGUGAUUUCAGAAAUCAAUAAGGUCCUAUUCGGGAGACAACUGAAAGAUCUUGAUUGAAUUGCUCUCUGGAGGGACCCGUUAAAAAUGGUUUGUUGAGAUGUGCAAGACGCUUGUGUCUUUUGAUGAGUCCUUUUUUCUUUUUCUUUCUUUUUUUUUUUUCUUUUUUUCUCCCGCCUCCAAGAUGUGCGGAAAUGUUUUGCAGGCCAGUCGUCCGAGCGGGCAACCUUUUUGUUGGAAUUUUGCCGAGGAUAAUCUUUUUGUUUUUCCUCCCCAAGACACAGCAUUUGUAUCUUUUUUCCUCUGGUUUUUGGCAUAUCUUCUGCUCCUGUUUCUCUUCGUUGGUAUUGCAAAAAGGAAGAGACAGAUCUUCCCGUGGAAGCUCGCCACCGUCGGCCUGUUUGCAUACUAUGAUUUCUUUGUUUGACUCUCAAAAUCAUGUUUUCGUUUCCCCCCCCUGUCAAGCCCCGGUUCAAAGCGGUUUGCCUGUCGUUGGCGUGCGAACUCAUUUUGACACAAAGCCCUUUUGGUCUUUCCUGGCGUGGGACUGAAUGUAAACCUGAACACACGAGGAGCCCAGAGUGUCACUGCCCAUCACCAGGCACAAAGAGCAUCAGUCUGCCAUUUGGCCCCUGCACUUUUUUUCCUCCAAAGAGGUCAACCCUGGCACUGGGACCCGGGGCCUGAGAGAACAGAAGACCAGAGACGCCUCCUGCACUGUGUUUCUGCUCACGCUGCUUGGUUAAAGCACUCCCCUUAACCACGCCGCCGUCAAACACACACACUACAGUCUCGUUUGCAGUUCUGCUCCUGACGGCUUUGUGAUAAUGAGCAGCGACCUGACACUUGUACAUGGGGCUGGAAAAAAACAAACAUGCUAUUUAUGCUAUUUAUGUCUUGGUUGCCACCAGUUUUCUUACUUAUUCUAAAACAUACACACUGAAUGUAUGGACAGAAAUCUAAAUUACUUUGGAGCAUUUCUAUAAUCUGUCAUGCGCAUGGGAAGGAAAUUGCAGUUUAGGAGUUAAGACCAAUGUUUAAAAACGGGAAGAAAAAAAAAAGUGAGACCAAAACUAAGUGGAUUAAAAAUGUGGGAGGGUCUUAAAUGUUCUUAAUAAUGUGAUGCUUAAUAAUGAACUCUUCACCAGUAGACACUGGGGGAUGUUGCUUUGGAGUGACCAGAGAAUGGAAUCGCAGCCUCUCGACGCUACUGUCCGAUGCCUUAACCCCGACCAACCGACCUGUCGACCAUCACAUCACAUGAACGAGUUGACAGCAUGAUGGUUGUUGGUUUUUUUUUUUGGGGUCACCUGUAGGAUAAAGCCCAAAGUUGCAGACUGUUCCCCAGCUAGUAUCAGAGCAGUUAAUGACUUCCCUUGUAACGCUGAGGAUUUACUCCGAAGAGAGAGCAACGCCAAACGAGGAGGUGUGGUGUAAAGAUGUGUAAUGGUGUUGGGACGUCUCUGCCCCUGCGUGUCCAGUCUGAAGACCCCUGUGCUGCAAAGCGACGUUUGAAGUUUGGACGACUCGGUUCCUCUCCUCGACGCCGAGAGAGAAACGACAGCGUGAGCGGAGGCGGAUAAGUGAACAUGUCCAUACCAUUUUUGUUUUUAUUUCGUGUCAUGGAGGACUGCCUUGAAACAAUAUCCUCGAUAUGUCACCUUGCCUAUCCUCCUAACAGAGAAUUACCGUACAUAGGUGUUUUAUUUUUUUAUGUUAUAUCUUGCUGAUGUGAAUUUCUUUGAAUGCAAUUUUCUUUUGUUUUUUUUCCAUUCCAAAUAGCCAUGGUUUUAUGGGGAAAGAGAGGGUAACAAAAAAAGCUUGAGACCAUGACUGCACUACAUUUGUUGACCCCGGCUUUCCCUGACGAGACCCUGCCUUCUUAAUACUGUACUUUAAUCGUGCUUAUUACUUUAAUUGUAGCUGCCUCAUGCGCUAGGCCUUCCCUAUAGGGUGCAGGGAAUACACUUUAAAUCGACUUUAAUCCCCGCCCACUCCGUCUUGAUUUUUUUUUGGUGCCAUUACAUCCUCCCCCCACCCUUCCCUUUUCCACUCUCUGCACAUACACACAUGCACGCACUCACGCGCGCACACAACACACACACACACACACACACACACACGCACGUGUCAGUCCUAGGUGAAUCAACUCAGCGCAGUGUUAGUGUUGUGGACCUUCUCCAUCAUCUUUAGAAAUACAAUGUUGUAGAUGUUGCAAACUCAAUGAAUCCGUAUGUAAACCUGCUUGUUGCGUGUAUUUACACUGUAUAGCGUUCGGUUUAUUCUUACCCCUGACACGUCAGUUACUCCGGGGUCUAAGUUAUUGUGUUAUUGAAAGUACUUGAACAUGAAAAUCUACGGGACCUUUUCUGUUUUUUUUUGUUUUGUUUCUUGGUCAUUAUCGUAGUAAGUCCACACAUAGGAUUUGAGGGGGAAUGGCGGGAGAACAGGCUAUUUGAAUGACGGGUAUUCAUUUCUUUGAGACGUCUUAGUGCCUCUUGUGUGUUGGACAGGUGUCUGACUCGCCUGUGGAGUCCUGUGCUAGCUGGUGUUAGUGUUGGGUUCAUGUUUUCACCCAGAAGGAGGUGCAGUGAGAUGUUGGUUGAGAGGUUGGAGUCAUGCUUUAGUCUCUGUGAAACGUUCGCCGUGAUGUAUUUUGAUCUGUGGUCGGUGAGCUGUUCAGACACCAAACAUCUGCUGCCUGUGAUUCUCCCCACAGAGCAUCAGCGACACCCGGACUGUUUUCAUUCCAGCUUCUUGAGAAAAGUUGAAAGUAUUUUAAUGUGUAGUGAGAUGGAUAUCCAGACUAUUUAGCCUUCAACGUUCCCAGAGUGCCAUUCCUGAGACUACUACUAGCCCAUGCCUUGUACCUGUGCCAGCAAAAUAUGAACUUGAAUGUGUUUUUGACCAUCGCAUUCCACCGUGUGUCCUUGACGUGUCCACUGUCAUUUUGGAUACAUUGCAAAGCAACGUGGCCCAAUUCAGUACCAGGAAGUGUUGUCAGGAGAGAGGGGGGUUUAUGAGUCGCUUCUGUUGGUUUCUUUCUAUUAUUGUUGAAACCAGUAUCCAGUUAUCAACCAAGUUCUAUUAUUUCACAGUUGGAUUUGUGGCUGGUUGUCUUUGCAACAUCUGCUUCUUCCUUAAAGUGUGGGUCGUCCGGCUGAAACGGUAGAUAUAGAUAUAUUACUCUGAUGUAUUUACUUUUUACUCUCUGGGCCUCACGCAGAGGGAUAUAUAGGAGUACUCUGUGUGGUUUGUAUCUGCAUGGCUUACCCGGAGACGACAGCGAGCGGCCUCUCUCUCCCUCUCUUUCGCUCACCUGUGGGGCUCGCGUACUGUUUGGUCAGUGAGACGUCACAGCUUCCAGUCCUCGUGUAAAACCAACGUCUUCUCGCAGCACAUUCCAUUUCAGUUCCCAUCAUUUCUGAUGCGCUUCAGUCAGACUUGUGUUCAUGGCUUCGGUUGUGUGUAACGUCACAUUCCUGUGUGUCAAAGCGAAGGACAGUUGAAGUGUGAAUGAAUGGCUUUAGGUCUUUCUGGGUUCUCUGGCACUUUUCCCUUGUUGCUGUACUGUAGAGUCGUCUUGGAUUUACUGUAUUGUUUUCUUUGAGGGAGAGGUUUAGGGUGACAUUUACUGCAAUAUUGUGAUGAUUAUUUGUAAAUUGUACAGAGUUCACAAUUGUACUCUUUGUUCUUUCUGUUGGGAUUCCAUAUAAAAUAUGUAUUCUUUGAUAUAUUUUUUAUUUUUUUCCCUCUCAGACUGGAAAUUCAAAUUGUACAGCUCCAAGAGUUUAUCCUCCCCUCAGCAUUGUUUUUGUUUUGUUUUCAGAGCUAUGAUUAAGAGAAAUCUUAAAACUGUAAAUAUAUAUUAUUGUGUUGAAAUAUGAAUGUCACUUCAGAAAUGUAUUUGAAUGAGUUAGUCAAGAAUGAAGGACCCAAAUUUCUUCAUUUUAUCGUUUCAUAUUUUUAAUUUCCAGAAAGAUAAAGGUCCUUUUUUAUCUGAAA
Molecule: messenger RNA, 5899 nt
Organism: Anarrhichthys ocellatus (wolf-eel)
Lineage: Eukaryota; Metazoa; Chordata; Actinopteri; Perciformes; Anarhichadidae
Gene: csnk1g1
Product: casein kinase 1, gamma 1
Exons: 14
Coding region: 447-1856 (469 amino acids)
Biological process (GO): protein phosphorylation
Molecular function (GO): protein serine/threonine kinase activity; ATP binding
Source: RefSeq, a predicted model, not a curated record